Molecule: messenger RNA, 693 nt
Organism: Lotus japonicus
Lineage: Eukaryota; Viridiplantae; Streptophyta; Magnoliopsida; Fabales; Fabaceae
Product: protein SPIRAL1-like 5
Exons: 2
Coding region: 48-344 (98 amino acids)
Biological process (GO): cortical microtubule organization
Cellular component (GO): cortical microtubule, transverse to long axis
Source: RefSeq, a predicted model, not a curated record
GUCAGAUAUCCAUCAGUUGCAUAGAUCUUGAAGAUAAUUAAUUAAGCAUGAGUAGAGGUGAUAAUUCUGGUGGUGGACAGAGCUCUUUGGGUUACCUUUUCAGGUCAGAAGAGCAGCCAAGUCAGCCUCAGCCAACAAAGACAGCUCCAUUACCACCCUAUGGCAUUGACAUCGACAACAACUCCCCUGAUGCUGGGGCUCCUCCUAACACCAAAGUUGCUGUCUCAAACAACCGAUCUCAAGGCCCGAAUUUGGGAAACUUUGUCACUGAUCGUCCAUCAACUAAAGUCAAGUCGGUUCCUGGGGGACAUUCAUCGCUUGGAUACUUGUUUGGAGAUAAGUGAUGUUUCUUUCUCCGACGUAUAGGUGGUUAAGAAAAGGAAAAUCAACACCUAGUAUUGCAGCGUAAAUAUGUAUAUAUAUCAUAUAUGUAUGGGGUUUGAAUGAUCACUUAUGAUUUGAUUUUAAGGAUUAAAAAGACAGCCAAAAAAAAUUCAAAUAAGGGAUUAAGUUAUCCCACUGUCUUGAGAAGAAAUGGGAAGAAAUCAGUGUGUGCUUUCUCUUGUAAUUUGAUCAGGUUGAAUUGAAUGUUUAGAGUGUUAUUUAAGUUGUACUUCAAACAAAUGUAAUCGUGUGAUUAUUAUUUUAUUUGUACUUCAAACAAAUAUAAGUUACGCUUUCAUUUCAGGUUUC